CGUGAUGAUAACAAAAUGGCAGCAGAAAUAAGGCCAUCACAGAAUAAGCAAGGAAACACAAGAAAACCUGUCCUUAUAAGUAAAUUAGAAGGUUUUCAAGAUGACGUCAACAUGGCAGUUAUAAUCCCUCGGGAAGAUGGAGUUGUCACUGUCAGCGAUGAUAAGACAUUAAGAGUAUGGUUAAAAAGAGAUACAGGACAGUAUUGGCCAAGUAUUUGUCACACAUUGCCAUCUGAGGCAGCAUCAUUAACAUACAAUGGAGAAACAAGAAGACUAUUUGUUGGAUUAAAUAAUGGAACCAUUUCAGAAUUCCUUUUAUCGGAAGACUAUAAUAAAAUUACACAAAUGAGAGAUUAUCUAGCACAUCAAGCAAGAGUAAAUUGUGUAAAAUUUUCUCUAAACUGUGAAUGGGUGCUUAGUUGUAGCCGAGAUAAAUAUUUCCAAUGGCAUUGUUCCGAGACUGGUAGACGAUUAGGUGGAUACCAAGUAUCAGCAUGGUGCCUUUGUGUAGAAUUCGAUGAACAAUCAAAAUAUGCGUUUGUUGGAGAUUAUUCUGGGCAGAUAUCAGUGUUAAAAAUUUCUAAUUCCAAUUUUGAUUUAAUAGUGACAUUAAAGGGACAUUCAGGUAGUGUGAGGAGUUUAGCAUGGGACAUCAAUAGGAGCUGGUUAUUCUCUGGAAGUUUUGAUCAGUCUGCUAUAGUAUGGGAUAUAGGGGGAAGGAAAGGGACAGCUUUUGAAUUACAAGGUCAUAGGGAUAAAGUAUUAGGUUUGGCAUAUGCAGCUGGCUGUAAACAGUUACUGACUGGUUCAGAGGACUGUAUUUUAGGGAUAUGGAAUAUGGAAGCUGACAGACAAGAGACUCCAGGAUGGGAAGAAAGUGAUAUUUGUCAAAAAUGUGAAGCACCAUUCUUCUGGAAUGUUAGAAAAAUUUGGGAGAGUAAGACAAUGGGUGUACGACAGCAUCAUUGUAGAAAAUGUGGCAAAGCAGUGUGUAAUAAAUGUAGCGAAAAGAAAUCCAAACUACCAAUUUUAGGUUUUGAGUAUGAUGUACGGGUAUGUGAAGAAUGUUAUGCCAGCAUAUCACCAGAAGAGAAAGCUCCACUAGCAACAUUUCAUGACAUGAAGCAUCCUAUACAGUAUAUGUUCUUAGAGGAAACAAGGAAAAGACUUCUUACUGUAGGAAAGGAUAGGGUUGUCAAGAUAUGGGAUGUUAGUCAAGUUCUGCAUUGAAGAUUGCUGUAUUAGAAAGUAGAAACAAACACAGAACAAAAACCUUAUUUUGACGUAAUCAUGUGACAGUGACUUAGGGUCAUGUGACUUAAACCAAUAUCUGUAAACAUACAACAGAUAAUAAAACCCUCCAUAUAUAAAUGCUGAGGGACAAUCAUUUUAUUUUGCUGGAAAUCCUCUUUAUAAAAACAACCAUACAACUGCUGAGAGUUUUGUAAGAGUUGACAGCUGAAACUAAUUAUUUGUUAACUCAUUUUCUUGCAAAGAAAUAAUUUAUAACCCCUGCUGUAAAAAAAUCACACACACUAGAUCAGAUAAACAUCAUAAGUAUAUUAAGAUGUGAUCUUUGUGCUUCAGAAAUAGGAAAAAUGCCACAGCAUGAAUAUUGCAUAGAAAAGAACAUGUAUUUUAAUUUUCACUAUUAAAUUUUCAUUAAAAUUCUUCUGCCAUCAGACUAGAUAAAAUUUGCAUUAUUAGCAAUUGUCAGUGAUCACUUAAUAAAUGCAUCUAUUAAUUUGUACCGGUAUAUUAACAGAAGCAGUCCAAAUAUUUUGUUUUUUUUUAUUUUGAAUAUAAAGAUUUGCUCAUUUUGACAUUGAACCUCUUAUGAAUAAAUAAUCUUAUAUGCUUUGAAACCCUUAAAUCUGUGUUUAAUUUUAAAGAUUAGACCAAAGUAGUGGGACCAAUUCAUUUGUUUUUUAGCUUUAUCUAGAUGAUUAAGAUGAGAUAAAAUGAGUAGAAAAUAUUAGUCUAGAAAUAAUAAGGUACACAUUUUUGAUAAUUACAGAAAAGAUGGAUGAAAAUUAUUGAAUACUAAAUAUAUCUUCUCUAUCAAACCCUUAGACACUGGAUUUUUAAAAUUUUGAAUUCUGGAAAAUAGAAAUUACCUUAACUGUUGAUAUAAAGAAAAACUACAUAGUGUAUAUAAACAAAGGAUAAUUCCAAAAUUAAUCUGAAAAAAUUAAGGAUAUUUCAAAUUUUUUAUAAAUUAUGCUAACAAAAACUUAAAAUAAUACAAAGUUAGAGGUAAGGGCUGUUCCAAAAUUUACCUCAUGGGGGAUGGGAGGCACUCAGACUAAUAAAAUAUUGGUAGUUGAUUGAUGUCCUUAAAAGGUGCCACCGUGCAUUAAAUUCUUGAACAGCCAUAACCAAAAACAAAAUUAUGAGAAUGCAAACUAUUAUACAAAAAUUCAGAUAUUGCAAACUCUGUGAACGUAUAUUACCAAAACUUUUAUGGUAUCUCAAUUUUGUAUGGUCUUAUAAAUUUCUUACAUUUUGAUUUUGCUUGUAACACAGUCACUUCAGUAUAAAUCCAGUCUAAAUUCAAAGUAGAUAAUGUUCUAGUAAAUCAGACUUGUCCUGGAGGGUAUAAGACAUUUUGCUAAAAUUGGUAUAUAUAUAGUUUAUUCUCAAAAGAUCUAUUUUUAGUAUAGGUAGAAUUGAUACAAGUUAAAAAUCCAGGAAUUAAUCUAGUCAUGUUGUAUAAAAUCACCAUUUCAGAAUCUAAAGCAUUCUGGGUAUUAUUUUCAAAGGCAUACACUAAAAAGUUGUAAUCGGCUAACAAUUUCAGAAAUAAUGGAUAUAUUCAUCAAAUAUUUUUUUUUGUUCUGUUGGAAAAGUGAAAUUACCCAUAGUGCUUUAGAGUUUGAAAAGGUAAUUUUUAUGAAUAAUGUAGAUUCAUCAUUAUUGAGUAGAUAUUUUAGAAUUUCAAAGCUUUAUUUUACUCUUUCAUUUGAAACUGAUAGUAAUUUGUAUUAGUGAAUGUACUUAUUAUUUAAACAUUAUUUUGUUUCAUGUAAGAAUCUUAAAAGGAUUCUUUGCUUUGAAUUUUAAGUGCUUGCUUUUUGGUGCACUUUAGUUUCAAUAUUACUUACAAAAAAUAGGUAUGAGAUUACUGAUUUUAUUAAUAAUAAUUCAUUAUUUUUGCUUUCAUACUCUGUAAAUAGAUAAAAAUGUGGGACAAUAUUAGAUAAAAGUGUCAUGUGUGCCAUUGUUGAGAUGAGAUUUAAGUAUGAAAGCUAAUGUGAAAAACUUUUAUUGAAAUGUUUACCUUAUUCAACCACAUAAAGUGUCGUCUGCAAAUAUUUUUAAAGAUAAGUUUCAUUCGCACCUGAACCAUGGGAUGCAAAAUAUAUUUUUGUCAAGCUUUUACUUAGGUUACAAAGUUUUGUGAACAUGUUUUUUUAUCUGCUUACAUUUGUUUUAUUUUGUCUAUAUAAAACAUAUUCAGGAUAAAGUAUAAUAUUUGAUUAAUUAUGACACAAAACUAAAAUGUGAUUAAAAGGUGAAUUUGUAUUCCAAUGAAUAAUGUCUGAGGUAUGUUGUAAUUUAAAAAAGAAAAUUUUCUUUUAUGAGCGAACUUCAAAUUUUCUGUUCAAUACUAUAAAUUCAGAUUUUUUUUAUGAUUUAAGGAAACACUGUAUACAACUAGUGCAAUCAAAAUGAUAAGUGAUAAUAAUUAUUAUUUUUGCUAAACCUAUGCUGUUGGAAUAAUAAAAAACAUCAAUAAAGUUUCUGAAUUUAUAGUAUUUUAAUGUGUUAAAUGCCAAAUCUGAAAGGAAGAUCCUUUAUGAAGGUUUUAUUGUAAAUUACAUAUUGUAAAGUUAUGUAAUGUUUGCUUUGCUGCCUUUUGUCUAUUUAUCUGUGAUAUGUGUAUUAUUCAGUGUAAAAACUAUGUAAUAUAAAUGUGUUCUCAAGCUUCAGAACUAUUAUUGUACUAAAACCACAGUAUUGAAUCAUUCUAUAAUUCAUCAAACUUUAUAUUAAAUUGCUGAUUGAUAUUGCAAGGAAUUCAUUCAUUAUGUGUUGUUUCGGUGAAUAUAUAUGUAAGCCUCAAAUCUAUGUCCAGCCUCAAAUCUAUGUCCUUUCCGCAAAUCUAUGUCCUUUUUAAUAUUGCGUCAUUGACGUUCCAAAUCUAUGUCCUUUAUUGUCUCAAAUCUAUGUCUUUUAUUGUCUCAAAUCUAUGGCCAUUUUUGUCUCAAAUCUAUGUCCUUUAUUAACUGAAAUUUAUGGCCAUUUUUGUCUCAAAUCUAUGUCCUUUAUCGAAAUGUGGUGACGUAAUACAUAGCAAGACUUAAUCAAGUAAAAAAAAAAUAUGUGUAGUUUCAUUCUUGAAGGCACAUUAAUAAAGUAACAUGUAUGCACGUUAUGCCAUUAAUUUGUACACUGAAUUAUGUUGUGGUUGUUAAAUGUUGAUAACAUGGUACACAAUGGAUUUUAAAAAAUACAUAGAUUCGAAACCGGAAUAGUUUCACCAGAAAAAAACUUUUUUUGAUAAGAUAGUGGCACAAAAUGUCGUUGUUAAAACGGCAAUAAAUACCCUAAACAUUUUUAUGUGGUACCUAUACAUUGAAACAUUGAACAAAAAGUUUGUAAAUAGGUGUUUGUGUUUACAGAUUACGAUACAGAAUUGGUUCAAUUCAUUGUUGAAGGUGUACAUGUAUCUUUAGUUGCUUGUAUAUACAGAUGUCAUUUUCGUAUUUGUUAACAAGAAGUAAUGAGUAAAGAGAAAUAACCAUAAUUACUACAGAACAAUUAAAAACGGGAUCAAGAAAAGCAAACAAUUUGAAAAUGUUGUAGUUUUACAAUAAAAUGUAAAUCAUACAAUAAUUACACACGCAUGUAAAAAUUUUAAGCACACACAUGGAGAACACAUACCAACUUAACAUUGAAUUAUGGGAAAUGACUUAAUAAAACAAAAAUCCUAUAAGGCCGUACUUAUUAGACUGGCAUAAAAAGAUAUAAGAAAAGAACACAGAUUUGAGGCCGUAUCUUUUUUAACGAUUAUAGAUUUGCGAAUGAUGUCACGAUUGAAAACAAAUGUGAAAAUAGGACACAGAUUUGAGGCCGUAUCUUUUUUAACGGACAUAGAUUAGCGAUUGACGUCACGAUGGGGCACAGAUUUGAGAAACGGACAUAGAUUUGAGGCCGUACACAGAUCUGAGGUUUACAUAUAUACUGUGUUUUUAUGUCACUCCUGUUAUACAUGGGAGACAUAAUUUUUAUCCAGUUUUUCCCUCCAUCACAUCACAAAAUUUUAAUAGUGUAAAUUUAAAUAGGAAUUGAAUGAAAUACAGCAGAUUUGCUUUGUACAGUUUACUGGUGUGGACCUCAUGUUGGAUGAUAAUGUUUUUUGUCCUGUCUGUAUGUCCGUCACACAUUUUUUAAAGUAAGACAAAUGGGACCAUAAUAUAGAUCAGAAGUAUAAGCAUGUGAACAAACCUACUGACACAAAAGGAGUUAUACAGCCUGUGUCUAUAUUUCAUAAAUUGAGUUUACUUGUAGCACAGAUGGGGAUACUUGUGGACAUAGCAUUGAUCUAUUCCAUCAAACAUUGAAAUAAAAAUGAUGAAUUUAUGUCUUACUUUAAAUGAAGUUGGGGAAAUAGGCAUUAUAUAUAGAAUGAAAUUUUCUGAAUGUUCUUUAAAAUAUAUGUGUUGUUUGUAGAUUAAAAUACAUUUUAAGUUUAUCACUCUUAAUUGUCAUUCAACUAAUUUAAAAAAAAAUCUUUACUAUUUGUUUAAUAGGUUAUAUCCAGUAUGAUAUAUUCACACUAGAAUAUUGAUUAUUCCCAUUAGAAUAUGCCACAUUGUAUUAUAAAUCAGAUGUAUUUUUGUAAACAUGAAAUUCUUUCUUGCACAUGUUUUUUUUCUGCAUAUUAUUCUUUUCCCCCUUUUAUAUUAGCGUUUCCCUACCAUAAGAAUUAUGGUAAUAUCUUUAAAUAUGAAGAAUUUUGUAAUGCAUGAGAUCAAUAUACUGUAAAACAACUAAUUUUUGUGAGGCAUUCAUUUACACAACUUUACUGAGUAGAAAAAUAUUGUAAAUAUAAAUCGUCGGAAACGUCAUUUAUGAUCAUCUUUUAUAUGAAUACAUAAACAAUGUUAGAAAAUUAGGAAAGAAAAACACUAUUGACAAGAAAGGGCUUAUUAUUACAAAGUAUCUGUGAAAAUAAGUUGGUUUACAGUAUAGAUAGACUCUACCAGAAAGUUCUAUUUAAAUGAUGUUAAAAAUUUGUGCUCUAAAUUUUGGACUUUCAUUCACCUUUUUAUUUUAGUGAUAAGAUAGUAAAAAUUGGUACAGAUUGCUGACAGGUAAAGGUCAAUUCAAUUAAACACUCUUGUUCUUUAUGUGUGUACAAACUGCCAAAAACAUCGCUUUCAUGGUUAGAACAAAAAUUUAAGCAAAAAAUAUUUUGUUCUGUAAAAUAUCAAGUCUAAAUAAUUGUUUGUAUUGUUUUAUUGUUGAUUGAUGUAAUGUCCAUAGGGCAAUAAAAAGAUUCACCAGAAA
Messenger RNA from Mytilus californianus (California mussel), 6516 nucleotides. Its product is annotated as WD repeat and FYVE domain-containing protein 2-like. Gene Ontology annotation, molecular function: metal ion binding; protein binding. The transcript has 12 exons. The record is from RefSeq and is a predicted model, not a curated record. Bases 16 to 1230 code for a protein of 404 amino acids. Lineage: Eukaryota; Metazoa; Mollusca; Bivalvia; Mytilida; Mytilidae.